Molecule: messenger RNA, 9317 nt
Organism: Phalacrocorax carbo (great cormorant)
Lineage: Eukaryota; Metazoa; Chordata; Aves; Suliformes; Phalacrocoracidae
Source: RefSeq, a predicted model, not a curated record
CAUUUGAUCUUCCAGUUAGCCUUGUAUACACUUCUAGUUCUACAGUCCUUUAUGGCCUAGCUGCUGAUUUGAAUGGUGAGUUUUGCACAGUCAGUAAGAUUUGAUAAUAAUUGUGUUGCAACUUUAUAUUGUGUUUAUUCAGGACAAAUUUUUCUUUAUAAUUCCUUUGGCCUGCUUUUGAGCUCCUCUUUUCCAUAACUGGUAAGCAAACCCAACAAACCAAGUUUCAGAAUACCGUAGAGCUCUCACUGUCUUUUAAUAAGACACAUGCUACCUCUGAUCCAUGACUAAAGCUAAGUGAUUAACACAGUUUAUAUCAGAAUUCAGUGUUUGUACUUCUCCACACCUGAAUAUUCUUGGAGAUUGCAUCAGGGAGACCUGGGGCUUCUUUCCAAGGCAUUGAGGAUCUCUCUUUCCUAUCAAAAUUACAUUCUUUAAAAUUUUCAGCCUUUUUUAUUAGAUCAUCCCUGUAUUUUUCCCUGCUCUGUGAUGGUCCAACCAGAUGAUCUCUCCUGAUUACACUAACCAACUGCAGCACAAAUUGUUCUGUGCCUGGCAAUCUUCUUUAGCCAAAUUAGCUCAGCUGGCGUCAUUCAAACACUAGUUCUAACCAUCUGUUCAGACAACCCAAGAAAGUAGGUGUCCUUCCCACAUCCUAGUACAAAGAGUGAAAACCAGCAAGCCAUGUUGAUGAGACUGUUCAUGAAAUCAAUUCAGAAGUGAUACAGUAGGAAUUUCCCCAAAUUGCCAAACUCUGUUUCUGUAAAUAUUUUAAAAUAUAACAACUUCAAGACCUAAGAAGUAUUAUGAGAAUAUGUACAAUAAUUACCUAUUUUCAAAAACAAACCAAAAAAAAACCCCAAAACCACCCAUGUAGCAUUUCACAGUUUAUUACCUGUGUAACGUUGGGGGCUCUUGUUCGGAGUAUUGUCCUGUGUGUUAACAUACAGCACGUAGGUGCCCUAAGGAGGCCUUGCUAUAGCUAUAACACCUCUUCCCUUUUUUGUCUCACCAAUGAAUUUAUCUCCCUGUGAAGUCUUGCAGAUAACCAUAUGAUUUGGUAUCUUAUGGUCUUAUAGUCUUUAUUUAUUCUGGCUUUACGUGCAUGGAAUGUAAUUGACAUGGAUUUAUAAAUAGUAACUAUGUAAGGUCAGAAUCAGACGCUGUUUACAGAGCAAUGCAAAAUAGUGUUAAAAAGACCUGAAAAGCAAAACAAUGCCAUGCUUGUAUUAGGGAUAUGUACCAGUUCUGAUAAUAUCCUGGUUGUGUAAAGGAAAUGAAAGAACUCGAGGUAAGCAAUUAAAACAUUUGUGUUCUUUAUAUAUAUUAUAAACAUAUAUUUUAGAUAUUUCUAUUAUAUAGGAAUUUAUUUCUGUUCUUGUCAGCUCUUAGCCAACAGUAGAGCAGGGUCUCAGCCCUGCUUGUCUCCUUCUGUUGUACUUUUUUUUUUUUGGAGGCUUGCCACACUUACUUAGGUUGCACUGGCAAAAGAAGUUGCAGUGAAUAUUAUUUAUCAUCAUUAAAUGGUUUUCUUGAUCUUGUGUCCAAAGACGAGAUGCAUGUAGUGCCUUAGUUAAGCUUACAGUUUUAUGGUUCUAUAAAUGCAAGUGAAUCAUGGGGCAUGGAAGAGUUCACAGUGUACAAUUUCGUUUCAUCAGAACAAUUAAAGAUAAGUUGAAAGUUUGUUGUUUCACUUUGUUAUGUUCCCUUUUUUUUCCUGUUAAUUUUGGUAAAGAUAGUAACUAAUUGGUUAAAACCAAAAGAAGACAGAGGUAUUGCAUCAGUGAUACCUAUGCCUAGCUAGAGGAAAAAAAAAAUACCCGUCUUCUUCCCCAUCCCAUGCUUGCAAUUUAACUUACUGGGUACUGCUAUUCUUGAUGUUACUAUUGGGUUAUUCUGCUUUUGCAUCACUGCUCUCUGUGGUGCCAUGCCUCCUGCUUCUUUGUCUAAUUUCAAGUUAUUAAAUCUAGUCAAAUAAGUACCAUAAUUGGCUGUCAUUGAAUCUAUAAAGCUUUGCAUCGUAUUGGCCUCGAGAGAGAGAUUAGUGUUUGGUGACGUAAUAUGGCAGGAUCUACAACUAGUUAAAGGCUAAACCUUCUCAGAUUUGUUAUAAUUUAUGUAAAUACGUUACCAGAUUUUGUUAAUGUAGCCCUUGAUACUAAGCUGGCAAAUAAUUUAUUCUCUUAAUGAGAGUCGUUGAACCAAUGAGGGCACAGAUAAUCUUAUUAUACCAUCCAGACCUCGUGUUACAUUUGACGAGAUUUUAGAGAAGUCAUGUGUAAUACUUUCCUGUGGGUCGAGUCCGCUUAUGUUACAGUUGUACAAGGUCAGACCUUAAUUUAUCUAGCAACUGCGUAUUUAAUUUUAGAAGUAUCACAGGACACAUCAGCUUGCAGGGCACCAUUCCUGGCUGUUCAAAAUGCAGGCCCCAGAGUAACAGUGGCAAGAUAAUGGGUUGAAAAGGUGAGAAUAUAUGGUAUGGUCGCCAAUUAGACUAACAGAGAAAUCGUUUAAGACUGUAAUAUUUAAUAGACUGAGUCCAAACUUAGACUAUUAAUUAUUUUAUUGCUAUGAAUAACCUCUUUGCAUGCCUGAGGGCCUUCUAUUUAUAGAGAGCAAAGCUAGGAUUGUCUAGUUUAUUUUAAGGAUAAGAAAUUAGAAUAACAUUAACACUCAUGUAACUUUAACUUUAUACCUAUGUGUUUAAAAGUGAUGAACGCUCGAUACUCUUCUUCCCAAGCAAAGACGGAGCUUCCAUGAUUAGCAAGUAGCUCAGAUUUUUUUUCAAUGAAAAAACUAACUUCAUUUAAGAGAGCAAAACUUUUCUUUUUUUAAGGAAAACUGUGAGUAGCGAUACCUUGUUUUUCAGGCAUAAAUGGACAAAAUAUCAAAAAAAUCAGACUACUCAAAAUGUUAUUUAAGGAAAAUGUUCUCAGUAAUACAAAAAGUAAAGCUUGUUUAGAGUUAAGCACUUGAAAUUGUUUCUAGUGUUAUAGCGCCUGGGUCUGGUAAUUGCGAAACUUCCAUAGGUGAAUGGAAAAAGGUUUUGCUGCUGAGCUUUUUUAGCCUUUUUAUUGCCACGUCAUGUAAUGUAGCAGGGAUGUCUCUGCUGCUGUUCCAUGUACCAGCCAUGCUGUUGUAUUCCACUGUGAUCCUAGUGGAACAUCCACGCUUCAGUCAGACCUUGUCACCUCAGCACAGCGUAUAACCAGCAGCGAUACAGCAAAUCAGGCUCUUGAAGCAUAUAUAGACCCCUGGCAAUGUGUCCAGCACUUGUGCCACGGUGAGCUGUUUGCCUUACGCUUACUUUACCAUGUCACAGUCACUUGCUACCUUAUUAAGUUUCUCAUUUUAUAAUAUAUUAUGAAUUUUUGUGGGAUACGAUAAUUUGAAAACAGUACACACAACAAAUCUGAAACACUGCUUAUCUGAGACCUUUCUGGUUAAGUCUGUGUUCAAGCAGAGCUUUAUGUUGCCUGUGGCAUAAUCAGUCUGGGGAAUACAGCAAAGCAGGAGUUAGUUGACCAAAUGGGUAUGGAAGGUAUAUGACCAGAGAAAAGAAAACAAGUUUCUGUGAUGACUUCUAAACUGAUUUCUUCCUCUGAUCUUUUGGAGAGAAAGGGGAGGUAGAAAGUCAAGACAUUGUUCUGAAAAUGAAAGUAUUUUCUUACUAAAUGGCUAUCCUGCAAGAUGCUCUGUGCUCUUAACUCUUCUUGGAGUCAGUGAUGUCGGAGGGUACUGAUCACAUCACAGGACUAAACCAUACGUGAACACCUUCACAAAGAUACAGUAAUCUACCAAAACAGCCUUCUUGCAGAGUUUGCAGCGUGAGGGUCUAACCUAAGGCCUAUGUAAGUCUUCAGGAGUCUUUUUGGGUCAGGCUCUAGGGUAAGUAUAAUAAUGAUGGGCUGUAAUGUAAUAAUAUUCAGUCUCAAUUCUUCGAAGGACCGCAACUUCAUUAGGGCUUGCAGGGCAUGAAGAUCUAUCCAUGUAGAUAUGAGAGGGUCAGCAUGAUUCAUAAAAAAUGCUUCAAAAACUUCAGCAAUGGCAUGAAGUCUUCAAAUGAAGGGUUUCCAAAACAUAAGGAAAUGUGGGAAGAAAGGGAGGAUAGCUUCUGUUUGCCUUUAAGCUGCUGUGGGGGAAACAAGAGCUUAUGAAAGUUACACAUUUUUCCUUAAUAAAUUAUCUUACGUAAAUGAACUGUUUAGUCUCAUGAGGAGCACCUCCUGUCUGCCAGUGAAGUGUUAAUUUAUUCUAAAAUGUACUUCCCUUUCAGCUGACGGCAGGGACAGAUUGUAAGUAUUUUUAUUGAGAUACACUGCUGAAACUGCUAGUCAAAGAGGGGUUUUAUCUCUGCUGUCUAAAAGGUUUGUCAGCUUUCACAACUGUAUAUUUGUGGGUUAAAUGGUGGAAGCUUUAAGGUGCCAUCAAAAAAUGUUUAUGAAAAUGAGAAGAUAAACACACCUUGACUUGGAAUUCUCCUGCCUGCCAACCAAGUGCCAAUAAGAGCUGAGGAAGAGAGCCUCAGUUUCUUAAUCUUAUUGUUGAUGAGGAAAAUUUCACAUUCUGGUUAAUAAGAAACUCAUGGCAGCAUUUAGAAAAAAAUGGUCAGCUGCUUUGUUUUGUUUAGCUUUUCGAAAUUUCUAUGGUUUGUAUUAUACUUUGGAAGUUUGACAUGGGAUACCUUCGUUUCUGCAUAAAGCAAACUAUAUUAAAAAAAAAAACCACAUGCCUCUUACUAACUUGGUUUUACUGCAGCAAACUUGAUAGGCUUUCAUAAGCUUGUUUUGAUAAUAAGGGUUUCAGAGCAUCGUUAUCAUUGUUUUUUAGAAUUACAGAGAAGUUCGUAUUGUCCAUCCUGUCCAACAGAAUAUCAGUAAGUCGACGUUCUCUGUCAUUUCAGGCAUCCUUUUUUGCCUGAAAAGUUCUACCUAAACAGCGUGCCAAAAGAUAACUUCCAGAACUUCUGAGCAUUAAUAUGAUGUGCAGCAGAUUUAACGCUAGGUAGUGUCUGAAAAGUUUUGGUACGUGUGUCUGCAUUGCACUGACCAGUUCUUCAGUCUAGCUUGUGUGUGAAAUCUGGUUUUGGACUGUUACACUGAAGCCUUGGUUAGAGAUACAGAAGGAGGGAGCAGAGAACCCUUGAGACAAGCAGCCUGUUAUGAACAGAGUGAAGGUCUGUUCUUCUAAGCCAAAACAGAAAAUGUGUCCAUGAUUUUUUUUUAAAUUUUUUGUGGAAGUUGGUUUGCAGUCAGAGGUGGCAGUCAGGACCAAAGUUGUAUAUUUUUUCCUUCAAAGAAACUGGGACCGAAGCAGGGAUUUUUUCUGCUUUCCUGCAGAUUGUCCAUCCUUGCAGAUAAACACUUGGGCCAUGGUUCUAGUACAUAUUGAAAGAGGAGGGAAUCUUCAUUAUGUGGGAAUCUGAAUCCAAGAGACCUUUAGCUUGUGAGUCAAUCUGACUCUAAGCCCCUACUAAUUUAAUUUUGUUUUGCAAGCUUUAUCAUAAUCUACUAAGUAGUAAAGUAUUUGUGAAUGGGAUUAUAUAUAAUAUUGGAUGUGGUACUUUGACUUAUUAUUUACUGGGACAAUGCAGAAAUUAGUCUAAAAAUAAUUCUGGUUAGCACUUUCCUUUGAAGAUCAUUUUCAGAAAAUGGCCUCUAAAUAAUGUCUACAAUGUUCCUUCUCUAUUUGUGGAAUGACUAGAACACCCCACGAUGAUCCUUGCGCGUCCUUUCCAGCUCAGGGCAUUCUAUGAAUCUGUGAUUGUUCUGUGAGAAACAUACAACAGAUGCUUAGUGUAAAUGUUUAAUAUUUGUGCAACCCUUUGACAAUGGCAGGUAUUCUGUGUGGUGCAUAUGGUGAACUACUGCAUAAACUGUGGGAAUAGCAGUUUACUUGUUUGGUUUUUGUUGGUGUUUUUUUUUUUUUUAAAUCAACAUUUGGUGUCCAUAGUCUGAUUAAGGACCAAACAUGUUACACUGCUAAGAUUGAAUCGGAGAAAUUCUGGCAAAACCCAACGCUCACCUGUAUAGGUAGGUACAGUUAAGCAUAUAUUAACUUAAGUUUUUAUUCCUGAUAUGACUUUUAUGAUAGCUAAAUACCACAUUUUACACUUCAAGAACCUGCAGGAAGAUGGUGUAAAAAGGAAUAUUCCUGACCUUCCAGUUACCAUUCCCUAGCAAGGCAUUUGGUUGAUGCGAUAUCACUAGCAAAAGGCAUAGUGAACAUAAGCCACAGCUAAAGCUGGUGAUACAAGCAGACUGGAUUUAAGCUGGUGACUAUAGUUAAAAGGUUUGACAUACUCCGUUACUGAGUCUUCCAACUGCUCUCACAGCUUGAAAACAGUAACUGGCGCAGCCUGACCAUCAUCCGAGCUCGUGCACUGAACUCCUGGGAAAAACCCAUGAAACUUCCUAUCCGCGGAAGUAGCACAGAGGCGCGAAGUCUUUACUCUGCUUUGAUAGACUAUGCCUUGGCAGUGCAAAAGUAAAGCAAGAUUUGCAAGUGGGGUUUGGGGUUUUUUCAAUGUAUUAAUGAUGUCUGAAAGUGAUAAUUAAUGACGUAGGACCAUUGUGAUGUUUGGCUGUACAACUACCUAUCUGUGAAGUCCAAAAUCUUAUACGUUAUUAUAUUAACAUAAAAUAGGUUCUGUAUUUGGUAUCCUCUGUCUCGAAUCCCUGAUUUAUCCUACCCAUCCAUGCUGGGUUCAGCUUCAGGAGAGGGGGGGUGAAUACAGGUUACAGCUGAAAACUUUUCUAGUAAAGUUUUUUUUUUUUAAUUCAGAACUGAAUGACACGUCACCGCCUAAACCAUAGUGAUGUGCCGUGGGAUUUCUCACACUGAAAUCCUGUGUCCACAUGGCACUGGUUGGUGGAUCCAUCCUAUGUCUGCUCCCAGUGCCAUAUUGGGUGAAGGAGGUAGGGAGAAAAUCCUCUCCCCCCAUGCAAAAGAGUCAAGUUAGUUCGUAGCUUCUCUGAAAUAAUUUGAUGUUUGCUUAAAUCCUGAGUAAGUACGAUGUGUGAUCACUCUUAGAACUGGUCCUGUGUUUCGUUCUGAACUGCAGACCCUCUCUAAAUAAUUCUGAAACAAUUUGAAUGUUUUUAUUUUUUGAGUCUAUAAUUCUUAAAUGUAUAUAUGUUUGCAUUUACGUUCAUUAGUUCUUUGUGAAUGCCUGUGUUUGAUUAGGAAUAAUUCAUGAGGCGAUAACUUUGUUUACUGUUCAUUAUUCAUGCUUGUAUGGAAAUAAUAUAUUCACCGACUUGAUGACCACAGCUUUCUAAAGAGGAAAAGUCUCUUUUUAUGAUUCACAAAUUGUCCAGUAUUUGUCUGUAGAUGACAAAUGUAGUGUCUGAACAAUAAAAAGAACUUUUCCGAAAUGGUGUGAGAAGUACUAAAUGUUUCCAGGGUUGUUUUCUUUUCUAUCACCAUUUUUAAACAGGAAUUUUAUCAUUUUAAAAUAGGAAUAAACUCACCAAAACAUUGUUAAAUUAAAAGAAAUUGAUGGCAACACUGGAUUUUAUUACAAAAAAUACCUUAAGCAGGAUAUGAUCCUUUACACAAUGUUUUUGUGUGUAUUUCAAAAUAGCUCACCAUAAAAAAUGGUGGAUGAAAGAGAAGACUUGGUUGAAGAUCUGCUUACUGAGUAUGCCAUACAGCUUAGCAUUCAAGAAUCAAAUGGGGCCAAACCGCCAGCGUCUUCCAGCUAUAAUGACAGUUUUGUACCACCAAGUGAGGAAAAUAGGAAAAUUGUUACAUCUAUAAAGCAAGGUCGAGUAUUUGGGCUCCAAGAACUUGUGAAACAGAAAUAUGCUUUGGAUGAAGCUGAUGAAAGAGGGUGGUUUCCACUGCAUGAGGCUGCAGCUCAGCCAAUUCUGCAAAUACUUGAAAUCAUUUUAGAUGCGUCUUAUAAAACAAUGUGGGAAUACAAAACGUGUGAUGGAGAAACACCAUUAACUUUGGCAGCAAAAGCUGGCUUUGUGGAAAAUGUACGAACGUUACUGGAAAAGGGCGUUUGGCCCAAUACCGCAAAUGACAAAGGAGAAACUCCACUUCUCAUUGGUGGAGAUGUCCAGGCCUUAGCAGAUGAUGGUGCAUCGAUACUGUUUGAAGCAGCCGGAGGAGGUAAUCCAGACUGCAUAGGCCUUCUUUUGGAAUAUGGAGGAAGUGGCAACGUGCCUAAUAAGGCAGGACUGCUUCCAAUACACAAAGCUGCCUAUGAGGGGCAUUACCUGGCCCUGAAGUAUCUCAUUCCGGUCACAUCCCAAACUGCAGUCCAGAAAAGUGGGUUAAGCCCUGUUCACUCUGCAGCAGAUGGCCAGAAUUCGCAGUGCCUAGAGCUCCUCAUUGAAAAUGGUUUUGAUGUCAAUACUCUGCUGGCUGAACACAUUUCGAAUAGUUACGAUGAUGAAAGGAAAACUGCACUUUAUUUUGCUGUUUCUAACAAUGACAUUCUUUGCACUGAAAUAUUGCUCAAAGCAGGGGCAAAUCCAAACAAGGACCCUUUAAACUGUCUUCUUGUGGCAGUGAGAGCUGGCAACCAUGAAAUUGUAAGGCUGCUCCUAUCUUACGGAGCAAACGUCAACUGCUACUUUAUGCUGGUUAAUGAUACUCAUUUCCCCAGCGCCAUUCAGUAUGCUUUGAACGAUGAGGUGAUGCUGAGGCUGUUGCUCAAUCAUGGAUAUAAUGUGGAGAUGUGUUUUGACUGUAUGCAUCAAGAUAUCUUUGGAAAUUCUUUUGUGUGGUCAACUCCAGAGGAAGAGAUUCUCCCCGGGUGGACUUCUUCUGUAAUAAAGGAUAACCCAUUCUGUGACUUCAUUGCUGUUCCUUGGUUGAAACAUUUAGCAGGAAAAGUGGUUCGUGUUUUUAUAGAUUACAUGGAUUAUGUUCCUCUAUGCACAAAAAUUAAGUUUGUCUUAGAAACACAGAAAGAAUGGACAGAGAUACGUCAGAUACUGGAUAAUCCUCGCCCAUUGAAACAUCUGUGUCGCCUGAAAAUACGUAAACUCUUGGGGUUAAGGAGACUCCAGAAACUGUCAUCCAUGAAGAAGUUUCCACUUCCACCAGUUCUCAAGAACUAUAUCCUAUUUAAAGAGUAUGAUCUGUAUGGAAAAGGGAUACAUUUAGAAUAAUUUUUAAAAAUAACUGCAUACAGUCUGUAAUUUGACUCAUUUCCUCACUGUUUUUUUUUUACUAGCUAAAGAGCUGCUUGGUGUUUCCUAUACAUUCACCACGUUCUGAUAUUUGUCGUUCAUAGUUCUUUUAUGGGAACAAAUUUUUUCUUCCAAAAUUAAUACAUUAAAGCUCAUGUUUUAACACAA